This is a messenger RNA of Panonychus citri (citrus red mite), 2397 nucleotides long. Its product is annotated as protein NDRG3-like. Bases 653 to 1777 code for a protein of 374 amino acids. The record is from RefSeq and is a predicted model, not a curated record. Lineage: Eukaryota; Metazoa; Arthropoda; Arachnida; Trombidiformes; Tetranychidae. The transcript is spliced from 5 exons. Gene Ontology annotation, cellular component: cytoplasm. Gene Ontology annotation, biological process: signal transduction.
UUUUUUGUCAAUUAGUUAAUUCCUUGUGUAUCCUAAGUCAAUAAACGAUAAAAAGGUAAGAAAAGUGAAAGAGAUUAAAUCGAUAAUCUUUUCUUUCUUGUUAAAUCUUUCUAAGUGUUUAGCCUAAAGACUUUAGGCUACAAAGGGUUUGUAUGUUUUCCUUUGUGUUUUCAAUUGUUGGAGAAGAUACAAAAUUGGAGUAAUUAAAAAAAGGUGAUGAUGGAAGGAAAAUAUUUCGCUGAGAAAAUUGAUCGACAGCCUUUUAUAUAUUAGAGAAUAUAGAAAAAGGAAAGUCACUUGCCAUACACGUUGGUUGAACACACGUUGUCCAAAUAUUGAUUCCAUGGGAGAAGAAAAUUGAAAUUGGAUUGGUAAUCAUUGGAAUUAAUAUCAGUAAAUUAAUCACCACACAUACACACACAUACUCACACACCAACAGCAUCUUUAAUCAUCAUUACUCUCAUCAGGCCCUUUAAUCACACACACACACAACCGUUUCUGGGAAAACAAUCAAAGUGGGUAAAGCCCAAUGAUGACAAUGACACAACAAUUACAUUCCCACCGAGUAGAACAGAAAAGGGAUUUUCUUUUUCUCUUCUAAUUGAUUGCCUGUGCAUUUUUACAUUUACUUUGUUACUGGGAUUCAUCAACAAUGGAUAUUGAGCUGUUAAAUGUUCAAGCCACAUCACCUCUUUUACGGAGUCUGGCCUCAGAUGAUGAUAGUUACACUUUGGAUCAAAUUGAAACCCACUAUGGAAAUAUUCUGGUUGCUAAACAAGGCGCUGACCACAAACAAAAUAAACCAGUUAUUCUUACCUAUCAUGAUAUUGGAUUAAAUCAUGUUUCCAAUUUUCAAGCCUUCUUUAAUUACAUGGAUAUGAGACUGUUUCUUCAAAGUUUUGCCGUAAUUCAUAUCAAUGCUCCUGGACAAGAAGAAAAUGCUGCUCCACUACCGGAAAGUUUUGUUUACCCCACCAUGGAUCAAUUAGCUGAACAAAUAGAAGCUGUUUGCAAAUUUUAUGGGAUCAAAAAUUUUAUUGGCUUCGGUGUUGGUGCUGGAGCCAAUAUCCUUUCUCGAUUUGCCUUGAGAAAUCCUGGCGUAGUUGAUGGUCUCUACCUCGUCAACUGUACAGCCUCACAAUCCUCUUGGUCUGAAUAUCUUUAUCAAAAGAUGAAUGUCUAUUAUCUCACCAGUACUGCAGCUUUGGUCUCUUCGACAACUUUUCCUCAAUCAGUUCAAGAUUAUCUUCUCUGGUAUCAUUUUGGUAGAGUAACCGAAGAACGUAAUAGAGAUCUGAUUGCAGUUUAUAGUAAAUAUUUUUCUGGUCAAUCAAUUAAUCCGAGAAAUCUCUCCCUCUUCAUUGACUCUUAUAUUCGUCGAACUGACCUUGGAAUAAUUCGAGGAGACAAAGAGAAAAAUUUCAAGUGCUCAGUUCUUCUUCUUUGUGCUAAUUUAUCACCUCAUGUUGAUGACACAGUUAACAUGAACUCUCGUCUAAAUCCUGAGAAUUCAACUUGGAUGAAACUAUCCGACAGCGGGAUGGCCCUGGAAGAACAACCUGGUAAAGUAGCCGAAGCGAUGAAACUCUUCAUUCAAGGUUUAGGCUAUGCUUUAACCGUUUAUGAGAGACGUCGCUCAUCUCUUCGCAAAAUGUCACUAAACUCAAGUGAAAGGCCGGACUCUGUUGAUUCAUCGAGGAAAAACUCAAUCGACAAUUCAUUGGACACCCAAAUUGUUGAUGGACGACUUACAUCAGGAGAGUCACCAUCACCUUGAAUUGCCUUGAAUCCUUUUGUUAUCCUGUUUGGAUCUCUCCGUGUGUGUGUCUCACUUAUCCAAACCAAUUCCAAUCCUGCAACCCCAAUGGUCGAUACAUUAAGGCUAAAAUCCAUUACACCUUUUGGUCAUCAUCAAUUCAUCAUUACAACCAAUUUACUAAAGAAUAUCAAGUUUACUCUCUCACUAAGUUUUUAUAUUCAGAUUAUUUAGUCAAAUUGAUAAUUAAUAUAUCCUUGAGUCUCUCUUUCUCUUUCUUUGUAUACUUCAAAUUAGAAUAUUAUACAAAAUUUAAACUAAUCUUUUAAAUCGCCUAACAAUCAACAAUAAUCGAUUGUUAUAGUUUCAUGUGUCAAACAAAAUAUAACCAAAAUACUGGCACAAGCAUUUUGACCCUUUGUAAGUUAACCGAAAAACUUCAUGAAAACCAAAUUGUAAGCUCAUGAAAAAAAAAGUUGAUGAUCCAUUUUAUUCACUGACAAAUAUGAUUUACAAUUAAAACUGGAAGGAAUCAAAUUAACCACCUAACCUUUUGUAACAAUUAAAGUUUAAAAAAUUGGAAUUAAAAAUCAGAUUGGAUUCCAAUGAGUUCGCCGGCGUUUCCAAUUGAAUCGCUUCAA